CUGACAAGUUUUAUUGCGUAACCACAGGGGCAGAGUUCUCUCACGUGUUAUCAGGACAAACUGCAGAACAGCAAACAGUCUUCUACACGUUUUCGAAGACUCGUUAAAAGUGUGAAGAUGUCAGCCCAAAUCAUCAGCGGGAAGAAUGUUUCAGCUCAGCUCAGAGAGAGGCUGAAGAAUGAGGUGGAUGCCAUGAGGACUACACACCCAAAUUUUAAACCAGGUCUUGUAGUCUUACAGGUGGGAGACAGAGAGGACUCUAACCUGUACAUAAGUAUGAAGCUGAAAGCCGCUGCUGAGAUUGGAAUCAAUGCUGUACAUGUGAAGCUUCCACAGACCGCUACUGAAAAUGAGAUUAUGUCCAGGGUUCAUGAAAUCAAUGAGAAUUCCAGUGUUCAUGGACUCAUAGUGCAGCUGCCCCUCGACUCCAUUCACACUAUUAAUACAGAGAGGGUCAUCAACGCUGUGUCUCCAGAGAAAGAUGUUGAUGGGUUGACCAGUAUAAAUGCAGGAAAACUUGCCCGUGGUGAUAUUGGAGACUGUUUUAUACCAUGUACUCCGAAAGGAUGCAUGGAGCUCAUCAAACAAACAGGUGUGCCUUUGGCGGGAAAAAGGGCUGUGGUGAUUGGCCGCAGUAAGAUUGUGGGUGCACCAAUGCAUGACCUUCUUCUUUGGAAUCAUGCUACUGUGACAACCUGUCAUUCCAAGACUGCAGACCUGCCCUCUGAGGUGAGAAUGGCAGACAUCCUGGUGACUGCGAUUGGAAAACCAGAGAUGGUUCGAGGAGACUGGCUAAAGAAGGGAGCCGUGGUCAUUGACUGUGGUAUUAACACCGUCCCUGACAGCAGCAGACCUAGCGGAAAGAAAGUCGUUGGGGACGUUCACUAUGAUUCUGCCAAAGAUCAUGCUGCAUUUAUCACACCUGUACCUGGAGGUGUCGGCCCUAUGACCGUAGCCAUGCUUAUGGAGAACACAGUUUUGAGUGCCAAACAAUUCCUUCAAGCAAAAGAACCAGGGAAGUGGAACAUAAGUUACACAAAACUCAACCUGCAAUGCCCUGUUCCAAGCGAUAUUGUCAUCUCUCGCUCCUGUGUACCCAAACCCAUUGAGCAUCUUAGUAAGGAAAUUGGUAUUUUUCCGGAUGAGCUUGAACUUUAUGGUGAAACCAAGGCCAAAGUCCAGCUGAAAAUGCUUGAUCGGCUGCAGGCACAACCAAAUGGCAAAUAUGUGGUUGUAACUGGAAUCACACCGACUCCUCUGGGUGAAGGAAAGAGCACAACUACCAUAGGCUUGGUUCAGGCACUCGGUGCUCAUCUCAAACAUAAUGCAUUUGCGUGUGUUCGCCAACCAUCACAAGGGCCAACAUUUGGCAUCAAAGGUGGUGCUGCUGGAGGGGGCUACUCUCAAGUUAUUCCUAUGGAAGAGUUCAAUCUUCAUUUGACUGGUGACAUUCAUGCUAUAACAGCAGCCAAUAACUUGGUUGCUGCUGCAAUUGAUGCUCGUAUCUUCCAUGAAGCCACUCAAUCUGAUAAGGCUCUCUUUAAUCGCUUGGUACCAUUGACUGAUGGUCAGAGAAAGUUUUCUCCAGUCCAGACCAACAGACUUAAAAAUCUUGGCAUAGAAAAAAAUGACCCCAGCACAUUAACAGAGAAGGAGAUCUCGUCCUUCGUCAGGCUAGACAUUGACCCUGAAACCAUCAGCUGGCAGCGAGUGGUGGACACAAAUGAUCGUUUCCUGAGACAAAUAACCAUUGGCCAGUCUCCAACUGAGAAGGGUUUCACCAGAACUGCUCAGUUUGACAUCACCGUGGCCAGUGAGAUUAUGGCAGUUUUAGCUCUUACCACUAGUCUGGAGGAUAUGAGACAGAGGCUAUCGAAAAUGGUGGUGGCCAGCAGCCGCAGCGGUCAGCCUGUCACCACAGAGGAUUUGGGAGUGUGUGGAGCUUUGACUGUACUCAUGCGAGAUGCUAUCAAACCCAACCUCAUGCAGACACUUGAGGGAAAUCCUGUGUUUGUUCACGCUGGACCUUUUGCAAACAUUGCACAUGGAAACUCAUCAAUCCUGGCUGAUAAAAUUGCUCUGAAACUAGUUGGGCCUCAGGGAUUUGUGGUCACUGAAGCAGGUUUUGGAGCAGAUAUUGGGAUGGAGAAGUUUUUCAACAUCAAGUGUCGUUAUUCUGGCCUCAGGCCUCAUGUUGUGGUUCUGGUUGCCACGGUUCGAGCACUAAAGAUGCAUGGAGGUGGACCCAAGGUCACGGCAGGUAUGCCUCUGCCAAAAGAGUAUGUUGAGGAGAAUCUGGCACUGCUGGAAGCUGGAUGUGGUAACAUGAAGAAGCAAGUGCAGAAUGCUCAACUUUUUGGAAUUCCUGUAGUUGUAGCUGUCAAUGCGUUCAAGACCGACACAGAUUCUGAAGUAGAUCUGGUCUGUAAAUUGGCUAAAGAAGCAGGGGCAUUUGAUGCUGUGAAGUCUUCUCACUGGGCUGAUGGAGGUGCCGGUGCUGUUGAUCUUGCCAGAGCAGUGGAAAAAGCUGCAGAGUCACCCAGUUCUUUCAAAUUGCUUUAUGAUACUGAGCUACCCAUUGUAAAUAAGAUCAGAAUUAUUGCGCAAAAGAUCUAUGGUGCAGAUGACAUUGAACUCUUGCCAGAGGCCCAACAGAAAGUGGACCUGUACAACAAACAGGGUUUUGGAAAUUUACCCAUAUGCAUGGCAAAGACCCAUCUGUCUCUCUCACAUGAUGCUGAAAAGAAAGGUGUCCCAACUGGCUUUAUCCUUCCCAUCCGUGACAUUCGUGCCAGUGUAGGGGCAGGCUUUCUCUACCCACUGGUUGGCACAAUGCCAACUAUUCCAGGCCUUCCAACUCGUCCCUGUUUCUAUGACAUUGAUCUUGACCCUGAGAGUGGAAAUAUAGUUGGUCUGUUCUAAAUGACCCAUUUUUAAUUAGGGAAUGUAAUGAUCCUUGUAAUUUUGCUAAGCAUAAUGUUACAUUAAUAUUGUACAUGUCUUUGAUUAAUAUUGAGGUUUAUGGUGGUCUGCACAGGACUGCUUUAAAUGUAAUAAAUAACUUAAUUUCUCUCAUAACAUAUUUUACAGUUAUUGUUAACAUCUGCCAACUUAUCAUGAAUGUUAUUCCAUUAACUACAUUUCUAAUAAUUGUUACUUGAUUGGACCAGAAAAUAAAGGAUUACAUGGCUA
Molecule: messenger RNA, 3192 nt
Organism: Triplophysa dalaica
Lineage: Eukaryota; Metazoa; Chordata; Actinopteri; Cypriniformes; Nemacheilidae
Gene: mthfd1b
Product: methylenetetrahydrofolate dehydrogenase (NADP+ dependent) 1b
Exons: 27
Coding region: 118-2922 (934 amino acids)
Biological process (GO): tetrahydrofolate interconversion
Cellular component (GO): cytosol
Molecular function (GO): methylenetetrahydrofolate dehydrogenase (NADP+) activity; formate-tetrahydrofolate ligase activity; ATP binding
Source: RefSeq, a predicted model, not a curated record